This is a messenger RNA of Lactuca sativa (garden lettuce), 698 nucleotides long. It is a transcript of the gene PNSL2, whose product is annotated as PsbQ-like 2. Gene Ontology annotation, cellular component: photosystem II; chloroplast; extrinsic component of membrane. Gene Ontology annotation, biological process: photosynthetic electron transport chain; photosynthesis. The record is from RefSeq and is a predicted model, not a curated record. Gene Ontology annotation, molecular function: calcium ion binding. NCBI's taxonomy places the organism in Eukaryota, Viridiplantae, Streptophyta, Magnoliopsida, Asterales, Asteraceae.
CAUGCAAUACCAAGAAUUUUCAUCACACCAUAUCCAAACACCAUGAACACCAUUACAAACCCCACAACCCUCUUCCACCCCCAAAUCACCAUCUCCCACCGCCGCCACAGUCACCCACUCCCACCUAUAAAAGCCACAUUCUCUGGUGAAGAAGCCCAAACCCACCGCCGGAAAUUCAUCAUAACCACCUCCAUUUCACUACUUGCAUUAAACAACCUUAAUGUCCAGGUAGCAUCAGCCGAGAGCUGGGGCACAAGAUCGUUCAUAAAGGAACGAUUUUUUGAGCCGGGGUUGUCGCCGGAGGAUGCGGUGGCUCGAAUCCGGCAGACGAGGGAGGGACUGCACAGCAUUAGGAACAUGUUGGAGACUAUGUCGUGGAGGUAUGUGCUGUUUUAUAUAAGAUUAAAAGCGGCUUAUUUAAAUCAGGACUUGAAGAAUGCGAUGUCAAUAGUACCAGAACCCAGAAAAAGUUCCUACGUUAAAGCUGCUAAUGAGCUGGUCAAUAACAUGUCUGAGUUUGAUACUUAUAUUCGGUCACCAAAGGUGUACGAAUCUUACUUAUACUAUGAGAAGACAUUGAAGUCGAUUGACAAUCUUGUUGCUAUACUAGCAUAGUGAAUUGCACGCGUUUGAUUUUGUUUAUAUGAUGUAAAAGUGAACAUAUAAGUAAUAGAAAGUUCAAACUUUGUUAUAUUUCA